CGUUGUAGCUACAAAGGUUGAAACUUCGUUCCCUUUCCUCGACGCCAUGCUUUCACGGCUGUGGGGCUUUAUCUCGGGCUCCAAGAGGCCGGCGGACGAGGGCAACCAGCCGCCCCCCAAAGCGCCCAAAAGCUGCCCAGCCAGUACCCAGAGCACCUCAGGCUCCACAGCAGUUCUACAUUGGCGGCCCUGAGUUCAAGCUGCUGCUGCUCGGUGAUGGCCUGGUCGGGAAGACCUGCUUUGUGAAGCGACACUUAACCGGUGAAUUUCUCACAAAGUACCGACCCACAGAGGGCUGCGAAAUGAAGAAGAUCAAAGUGUCGACCAGCAGAGGUCAAGUGCUCUUCAAUGUUUGGGACACUGCUGGGCAGGAGCAUUUGGCGGGUCUACGGGAUGGAUACUUCAUAGGUGCAGAGUGUGCCAUUGUUUUCUUCGAUGUCUGCAACCGUGAAAGCCAGAAGAAUGUGGCACAAUGGGUGGCCGACCUUCGGAAGGUUGCGGGUGAGAUCCCCAUCGUCGUGGCAGGCAACAAGGUGGAUCUGCCAAACCGACAGGUGAAAGCGCAGGAGGGCUCCGUGAUGAUGCGGAAGCUCAAGGUCCAAUAUUACGAUUUAAGUGUGAAAAACCGGUUACAUUUGGAGAUGCCUUUCCUGUGGCUUUCGCGGCGCCUGCUCAACGAUCCCGAGCUGAGGCUCACUGCCGAAGAGGCCCUCCUGCCCAAAACGCCCAGCGCACCCAGCAGCACGGAGCGGAGGCAGGCAGAGCUAGAUCUGGCCAGAGCCUGCAAUGUGCCUGUGGAUGAUGAUGAAGACUUCUGAGCAGAGCUGGGUGAUAGACCCGUCAAGCCACCCGUUCGGAGAAGUUUCCCUGGUAUCUUGACGACCUUUUCUGCCCAAAUCGAAUUCAGAAAGAGAUGCCUCACUCCCUUCGCUCGGCUAUGAGCCAUGCAGUGUGCCCCGCCACCGUACAGUACCUGCGGAGGCAUUGACUUUGGCACGCCACAGGAUUAAAGUCCUUAGGGCCAAAGAAAUGUCAACAAUUAUUCGCGCCACUGUUGCUGAAAA
Molecule: messenger RNA, 1064 nt
Organism: Durusdinium trenchii
Lineage: Eukaryota; Dinophyceae; Suessiales; Symbiodiniaceae
Source: the annotation of a GenBank genome assembly